Molecule: messenger RNA, 1166 nt
Organism: Chrysoperla carnea
Lineage: Eukaryota; Metazoa; Arthropoda; Insecta; Neuroptera; Chrysopidae
Gene: Mks1
Product: Meckel syndrome type 1 protein
Exons: 6
Coding region: 87-1166 (359 amino acids)
Biological process (GO): cilium assembly
Cellular component (GO): MKS complex
Source: RefSeq, a predicted model, not a curated record
AAAAGAAACGUUCUAUUUUUGGAAAAAAAUCAAGAACUCCUUCCAAAAAUGAAGAAGAUCCAUAUCCAUUUAAUAACUUCCAAAAAAUGUAUAUUAUGGCCGAUUUAAAAUAUGCUAAAGGAUUAACUGAUAAUAAUUUAAUUGAAGUGAAGAAAGAAAUUGUUUUGUGUGAAAUAAAAUGGGAUCCAAAACGAUCAUCUUUAUUUAUUUAUCCAGAUUUUUCGAAAAAUGAACCGUAUAUGUUAGAAAUUGAUGAUGAUUCUCGAAAUAUUUAUUAUUAUUGGAUUGAAAAUGCCUCGGAACAAGUUUCGGAUACAAUUAGAUUUAAGGAAUUUCAAUUAAAGCAAGAUUUACGAAAACGACAAUCGUUAUUAAAAACCAAAGAUUUGCAAAAAAUUAAAUUCGAUAUCCCGCCAAACAAUGAGAUACACUUUCAUAUUUUUAUUGAAAUAUUAACAGCAAAUUAUUUUGAAGCUGAUAAUCUUUUUAUACAAUAUUACAUUGAUUUACCAGAAAAUUGGCGGAUUCAUGAUGACGAUAAAUUAAAAUUAUCUGGUGUUACACAAUCAGCUAAAACUCGUACAAUCCGAACGGAUAAAUAUGAUAUUUACGAUAGUGUUGCAAUGUUUGGAUAUCCAUUUCAAUUGACUUUUAUUUACAACUAUAAAAAUUUUGAUCAAUCAUUAGGACUAUUGCACUGUCCAACAAUUUACUUUGAAAUAAUCUCCAAAGACACAUGGAAUCGGUAUCGUACUGAAGGUUACGCAUACAAAACCAUCCCAAUUAAUCAAUUUGGGACCCAACAUUGUAGUUUACAAUGUAUUUAUAUUAAACCUCGGACACGUUGGGGUGAAUUACAUCACUUUUUUAUCGGUGGAUGUUCGGAAUUAGAUGAUAUUACGUGGCUUGGAACACCAACAAAUCAUCAGGAAGACAUGACUAUCAAUAAAUUUGGAGUUAUUACCGAAGGUACUGGCAUGAUUGAUAUUAAAUUUCAAGUUUUACAUCACUCUCAAGCAUUUAUUAAGGCGAAACAACAAUCGGUGGAGCAAGCAAAGGAUCAUUUUUUACAUACACAUUCUGUGAUCAAAAGUAUUAAUGAAGUGUUAAAAGCUUUUAAAAAAGCACGUGAUCAAAUGAACGAAGCUCGAAAAACUUUAUAUUAA